This is a messenger RNA of Camelina sativa (false flax), 872 nucleotides long. NCBI's taxonomy places the organism in Eukaryota, Viridiplantae, Streptophyta, Magnoliopsida, Brassicales, Brassicaceae. The record is from RefSeq and is a predicted model, not a curated record.
UACAUAGUUAAACACAUUCAUCGAUAUAUCUAUCACUCAUUCCAUUCUCACUCAUCAGAGAUCAAUAAUUUACUGUAUUUGACGAUUCAAAAUGGCCAAACUCUACCGGAAGGUGGCACUCUACGGUGGUGAAGGAGGGCGUGAAUGGGACGACGAUGUGUACGAGGGUGUAAGAAAAGUGUACGUAGGUCAAGAUAUCAAUCGUAUCACCUACGUCAAAUUCGAGUAUGUGAAGGAAGACGGCCAAGUAGUAACAAGUAAAUAUGGGAAAAUAGCUCAACAACCCAAAGAGUUUGUACUUCAAUAUCCGGACGAACACAUCAUAGCGGUGGAAGGAAACUACCGCGGAGUGGCUAAGUGCCACGGAGGUGAUCACAAACCUCGUCAUUCAUUGAGGUUUUGCCCAAGUCUCAAAAAGAACCCGACAGAGUCAUUCAUUUGAGCUAUCUCUCAGGGAUCCAUUUCAACUCCAUCCACACAAAAAAAGGUUAUCCUUCCCUUCUUUCUCCAUAUUAUACCUCAUCUUUUCCUCUUUGGUGUGUCUUCUCUAUAUAUGUGCCACGGAGGUGAUCGCAAACCUCGUCUUCAAGACCUCAAAGGGUAGAAAGUCUCCAUUGUUUGGUCCAAACUUGCUUGGAAUUACCACUGGUACAAAGUUUGAUAUUGAGGACGGGGAAAAGAAGAUCGUAGGAUUUCAUAGACGAUCGGGUAAUGCUCUCGACGCUCUUGGAGUUUACUUUGUACAUGGCUCUCUAACCACGCCAUCGUCUCCGCCUGUUUACAAGCUGGAUGCACGAGGUGGUCCAGGGGGAUGUGUUUGGGAUGAUGGAUCUUACGGCGGCGUUAAAACGUGGAGCAUUGGUCAAGAUAAU